Molecule: messenger RNA, 2709 nt
Organism: Symbiodinium necroappetens
Lineage: Eukaryota; Dinophyceae; Suessiales; Symbiodiniaceae
Source: the annotation of a GenBank genome assembly
AUGGGCGGCCUCUGGGAGGUGGUGGGUGGCCUUGACAAAGGUGGCGUUCUGGUUCGGACCGAGGAGAACAGUACCAGCGUCAGGGUAGGGCGCCUCUCAACAGGCGCCUUGCUGGAGGAGCUUUCCCAGCUUGGCGGAGAGCUCCGCUUCCGUCGCUUGGCGGGCCAGGGCCCUGCAGAGGGAUGGGUCCCCCUGAAGCGGCACAACGAGGUGCUCUUGAAGCAGCCCUCCGACGUUUGGCAGGUUCUUGGAGGCCAGAGCAAGGGCGGCGUGCUGGUGCGAGAGGGCUUUGAGACCAGCUCGCCCUGUCUUUCCGAGCGCCUUGCAACAGGCUCCCUGGUCAGGCAGCUUGAGCAGAAGGACGACCGUCUGUACUUCACUCGGCUGACUGGCUCGGGGCCAGAACGUGGCUGGGUCAGCAUCCGUCUGCGCCAUGGAGCAGAACUCCUUGCGCCUGUGGACGGGGUGGAGAUGCAGGCUUUGUCCGGAUCAGUUUACGAUGGAAUGGAGCUGGUGGUACUCCUGGAAAACCAGGAGAAGCAGUUCUCUUACCAGGGCUUUCCUUCAUGGGUUCGCUGGGCUGCAGCUGUGGCGAGGCUGCUCCGUGAGGGCAAGCCAUACCUUCCAACGAGGCUGCCCAGGCCCCCGCGCAUCGACCGGCCAAGGCCUCUAGCGCCUUACCAACAGCUGAGCCACACGCAGCUGGCAGAGAAGUCCAAGCAACAUUUGCCAGGAUGCCUUUUCGGCCUGACUUUCCCGCUGUCUGCUGAAGAGAUGGCCUCGGAGGAGUUUGGUCCAACCUGGCUUACGGAGGCCUUCCACGCAGCCGGAACGCUGCCGGCAGACAACAGAGUCACGAAGGUCCUCAGGGCCGAGGACUUGGCUGUGAAGGGCUUUGAUGCCGCGGGUGGGGCCGCCAUGAAGAUGUUUCUCACAGUGGAGUACGAGAAGCCAGAUCCAGACUUGCACACAGAGCUCUUCUGCAAGUACCCGUAUCCCUUCGACCAGUUUCCGGUAGAGCGCCGGCAGAUCUCAUCCUAUGGUGACGUCGAUGGUCCGGAGAUCGCAGUGCAGAUGUUGCUCACGCACCUGUUCCCCUUCCGCACAGCCAAAUUCUAUUUCGGGGACGUUUGCCGGGAGACAACGAACUUUAUCUUGAUUUCCGAGAAGAUCGAGUUCUCACGGCGUGGACGCAUCGAACAAGGCAGAGUGGUAGAACAGAUCGACUAUGAGCCGUACCAGGUGCUGCCGGUUUGUGGGAAGUUCCAGGACUGGUUGCUGCCAGAUCCAGCUGAGUACUAUUGCUGCCUGUUUAGAGCCAUGGGCCAGCUCGCCGCCUGGGACAAGCAAGGUCGCUACAACGACUAUUUCGGCCCACUAGACUCGGCUCAACUGCAACGCCUGGCCGCUCAGAGACGGGAGAUCAAAGCCCAGCAAGUUGAAAGCCAAAGAGCUUCGGUUGCGCGGAUUCUUGACACCGCAAUAGACUUUAUGACCAACGUUAUUCCCAGCAUGGUGCCCGGCUUCUUGCUUGAAGGUGGACGGCUUGGCAAGGUCAAGGAAGACCUGCUGGAGAUGCUACCGCACUUUCCUGGCAUGUCGGGACAGUACCAGUUCACAGAUCCCAACUAUGUGGCGGCAAUGCACGCGAAUUUGCAGGCAGACAAUGCUUUCUUCUGGCGCGACGAGUAUGACACAUUGGCAUGUGGUGUCCUGGACUGGGGCGGCUUCAGCCGAAUGGCAUUCUGCAUGAAUUUCCUGGGAUGUUUGUCGGGAGCAGAUCCUGAGGUGCUCUUGGCGCAUGAGGAGGGAAUCAUUCGCUGCUUUCGGGACGAGUAUGCACGCUGCGGCGGUCCACACCUGCCCCUGGAGGAGCUACUUCUGAGGUACCACCUUGGCUAUAUCACUUUCGUGUACGAGAGCACGACAUGGGUGGAGCGCGAGAUUUACAAGCUAGCGACCAAGGAAGAGAUGCAGUCGUGGCAUGGGAUCCUUGAUGAUCGUUUUCAAGAGCGAUUUCGGGUCAGGUGCCGAUCCUCUGCCAUCAUCAAUUCUUUCGCAUUCUACAGCCUGAAAGGCGAUCACUUUCGCAAGCUCUUCAAGGAGUGGUCGACAGGAAAGGGCGCACCUUUUCUGACCAAGAUACAGCCAUCCAGCCGGCGCGGUUUCUGUUCAGGCACUGUGCCUCCGGAAGUUGAUGUUGAUGUCAUUCAACAUCAUCCCGAGGGCUUAUUGGUGUCCAGAGGCACCGCUGGAUCGCAGAAGGCUGGACCAAGUCGUGGUGCUGUGUUUGAACAUGGCGGCCGGCACUGGGUCUCCAUCUUUGAAAUCGACAGGUACUGGUUUGCAUCUCCUCUUUCUGUGCGCUCUACCAGCGAGGAGGCGAGAUGGAUUUCAACCGAGCCUACGCCUGGAAGCUGCUUGGCAUCGGCUUGCCUGCGGCGGCCAACACCAGCCCAGGCAGAUCGCGCUCAACUAUCUCAGAGCCUUUCUACCGGUGUCCUAGCAGUUGAUGUGCUGGCCCCCAUCGGCAUUGGCCAGUCCAUGUUGAUCUGCGGACCCAAGGACACUGGGAAGAGCACCUUGGCCAAUCAGGUUGUGGAGUAUGCCCUUGCCGGCCGCCAAGUGGACAAGGUGGUGCAUUUCCAGUCCUCUUCGGCACCACCAGCAGAUCCAACCCUACAGCGCGUGGGGACUCUGAUGCAGCUG